Messenger RNA from Mobula hypostoma (lesser devil ray), 2058 nucleotides. RefSeq names its product myosin-binding protein H-like. The record is from RefSeq and is a predicted model, not a curated record. The coding region runs from base 536 to 1792 and encodes 418 amino acids. Gene Ontology annotation, molecular function: protein binding. Lineage: Eukaryota; Metazoa; Chordata; Chondrichthyes; Myliobatiformes; Myliobatidae. The transcript is spliced from 11 exons.
GUGGGUAUGUGUGAGUGUGUGAGUGUGAAUGUGUGUGUGAAUGUGUGUGUGUCUGUGUAUUGUGUGUGUGUCAAUGUAUGUAUGAAUUUGUGUGUAUUGCGAGUGUGUGUGAAUGUGUAUGAGUGCCUGUGCGUAGUGUGUGUGUGAGUGUGUGAGUGAGUGUGUGUAUGAGUGUGUGUGAGUGUGUGUAUGAGUGUGUGCCUGUGUCUGUCUAGCGGCUGUUGGCUGUGAUUAUGUGUGGUUGUGAGUAUAUGUGUGUGAAUGUGUGUAUGAGUGUCAGUGUUGUAAUGUGGAUGAGCAUGAGUAUGACUGUGUGUGUAUAUCGUUGUGGCAGUGUGUGUUGUGUUGUGAGUGUGAGUGUGAGUGUGCUGGGACCAGGUUCUAAGUUCAGGGUGGCCCUCCGCUCCGCCCAGCUACCUUGCCCCGCCAGGAUUCAGAGCCGCGGGGCGGGAUCACAUCAGCCUGAGGACUAUUUAAAGAGACCACCCGCUGCUCCAGACCCGCGGCAGUUGCUACAGCCUCUCCUGCACCAACCAUGGAUCCAGAGACCCCUAAAGGAGUUCCCGAUGGAGAACCCACGGAGCUGACGGUGGACGACAUAACCAGCACGUCGGUGACCGUGAACUGGAACUCGCCCAAGCACAUUGGCACGAGCGGCUUGGCAGGAUACAUUGUGGAAUACUGCGUGGAAAGCACUCAGACCUGGGUGCCGGCCAACAAGGAAUUGACCACGAAGAACGUUCUGGUGAUUAAAAACCUGACAGAGGGAGACAAGCUGAAGGUGCGGGUAAAGGCAGUUCAUGGCAGUGGUGGCAUCGCCACAGCUACCUUCCCGGACACCAUCCUCGUCCAGCAGCCCAUCGCUCGCCCCAAGAUCCGUUUACCCCGCAAUCUCAGGGACACUUACAUUCGGAAGGUUGGACAGAAGUUGAACCUGUCCAUCCCAAUCCAUGGCAACGUGAAACCCACCAUCUCAUGGACCAAGGAUGGGCAGCCUCUGCCUUCUGACCGGGUGAGUGUCUGUGGUACUGCUAAUGACGCCAUCCUCUUCAUCAGGACGCUGGAGAGGAAGGACUCGGGCAAGUACAAACUGGUGGUCCAGGUGGAUUCAGCAACAGAUGAAGUGAUCAUUGAUAUCCAGGUCAUGGAGAAGCCUGGACCUCCACAGAACUUGAAGCUGGCCAGUGUGUGGGGAUGCAAUGUGACCCUGCAGUGGCAACCCCCCAAGGAUAACGGAAACACCGAGAUCAGUGGUUACACCAUUCAGAAGUCCGACAAGAAGACGGGGGAGUGGUUCACCGUGAUGGAGAAAUCGCACGCCACCACCUACACCAUCUCUAACCUGGUGAUGGGGAAUCACUACAACUUCCGUGUCUUCUCUGAGAACCUCUGUGGACUCAGCGAAACAGCAGCACUCUGCAAGGACACUGUCUAUGUCCCCAAAGAGGGUACAAAGUACAGCCCACCUGUAUAUAAGGGGAAGGACUUCACCGAGCCCCCUAAAUUCACUCAGCCGCCAGUGGACAAGACCACCACAGUGGGAUUUACCACCAAGCUCUUCUGCAGUGUAAGGGGUAAUCCCAAGCCCAAAAUCAGCUGGUUGAAAAACAAGGCCUUGCUUGAGGAGAACCCAAAGUUCCGGAUUCUAACCAACCAGGGCAUCUGCACCCUGGAAAUCCGCAAGCCGUCGACUUUUGACGGGGGCGUCUACACGUGCAAAGCUGUGAACAUGUUGGGAGAGGCAGCAGUGGACUGCAGGCUUGAUGUGAAGGCUGUUUCUGUGGCCCAGUGAUAUGUGGACCUAACGGAACAAGCAGAUGCGUUUCUUGUCAGCUUUCUCCCGCCUUGAUAACAUUGAAGAAAUGUCCUCCCGCUGCUGGAAGGUCGGCCACUAUUUAGAAUCACAGAGAACAUUGUGUGUCCCUGAGUUGUGCAGUCGGUCAAAUCUCUCUUCACGUGUCUGUACCCUGACAUUUUAAAGUGUGUGACUUUAGUCAGGUGUCCUGACAUUGAGACUUGGCAAUGAACGAAUCUACAAAUAAAAAACUAUAAAACGUU